This is a messenger RNA of Harpegnathos saltator (Jerdon's jumping ant), 965 nucleotides long. Its product is annotated as estradiol 17-beta-dehydrogenase 8. Gene Ontology annotation, biological process: fatty acid biosynthetic process. The transcript has 4 exons. The coding region runs from base 138 to 887 and encodes 249 amino acids. NCBI's taxonomy places the organism in Eukaryota, Metazoa, Arthropoda, Insecta, Hymenoptera, Formicidae. The record is from RefSeq and is a predicted model, not a curated record. Gene Ontology annotation, molecular function: quinone binding; oxidoreductase activity, acting on the CH-OH group of donors, NAD or NADP as acceptor.
CUCGGCUAAAAUCAGCUUUUUAAUUCUAAAAUGCAGAACGAAGAUAACAUGAUAUUUCUUAAAGCAUUGGUAGAGUAUUGACCACAACGUACAAUAUUAUUUCAUUAAACUUAAACUAAAAAAAACAUUAUUACAACAUGUUAAAACUUGUAACUGGAAAACUGGCAUUUGUUACUGGUGCUGGAAGCGGUAUCGGAAGAGAAGCAUGUCGAGUUUUAGCUCGAGAAGGAGCCAAAGUUGUUGCGACUGAUCAGAAUAUCAAGACUGCUCAAGAAACUGUGAACACUUUGGAAGGCGAUGGACAUAUUGCAUUAUAUGUACAGGUCACUAAUGAAGAAAGUAUUCAGGCUGCGUUUAAAAAUGUUACGAAGCAAUUUUUAAAACCACCUACUAUCAUUGUUAAUGCAGCGGGCAUUGUGCGAGAUAAUUUCCUAGUAAAACUCACUGUAGAUGAUUUUGAUGAUGUGCUCAAUGUUAAUUUGAAGGGUACCUUCAUGGUCAUGCAAACUGCUGUCAAAGCAAUGAUAGAAGCAAAUACAACAAAAGAUUCAUCAAUUAUCAAUGUGAGUUCUAUUAUUGGUAAGCUUGGAAACAUUGGACAGACUAAUUAUAGUGCAUCAAAAGCUGGAGUAAUAAGUAUGACCAAGUGCGCUUGUAUGGAACUCGGAAAAUUAGGAAUUAGAGUGAAUGCAAUAUUGCCUGGUUUUAUAGAGACUCCUAUGAUCGCAGGUAUACCAGAUAAUGUAAAAGAGAUGUUUAUAAAGAAAAUACCUUUACAAAGAAUGGGAAAACCACAAGAGGUGGCAGAAGUCAUAGCAUUUCUGGCUUCUGACAGAAGUUCCUACGUAAAUGGUACAUCUAUUGAAAUCACUGGAGGGAUGAAUUAAAUCUGUAAAAUUUUACUGUAUCAGAUAUUUACAAAUAUUUGAAUCUAUAGAUUUAUAAAAAACGUAUAAUAUAUUACA